AUGAGAUUACUGGUUCAGUCCGUCUCGAGCCUCACGGUGCGCACUGGCCGAGUGCAAGCGCAACGAUGCAUUGCAACGUCGAGUGCACUCCGCAAAGACCUCGUCCAGGAUAUGUAUCUGAAGGAACUAAAGGCAUACAAACCAGCCCCAAAGGUACAUUGUUCGUCCACUUUUCUCCGUCGAACAAAGAUGCUAAAACACGACCUUUUAUCCAAUGAAAAGGCAAAAGAUGCACACGUCGGUGCUGUCCGUGAAUUCAAAGCACCAGCCGUCCCAGAAGCUCCAUCGCUACCGGGCGACGUCGCCGCAGAGUUGAGCGCAUACGAUGCAUCCGAGCCGACUCUGGCUCCAAAAUCAGGAGCUCCAGCAGCAACAAGCACGACCGAGGGCCACGGAAAGGCAGACGGAAAGCUCACCGGCCCCGCCUUGUUGAAGUUUUUGGAACAGGAUUUGCCAAAGGAGGAGCAUCACCAUCACUAG
Molecule: messenger RNA, 480 nt
Organism: Serendipita indica DSM 11827
Lineage: Eukaryota; Fungi; Basidiomycota; Agaricomycetes; Sebacinales; Serendipitaceae
Source: the annotation of a GenBank genome assembly